AUGUUGACUUUGGAAUGGGAAUCGGAGGGUCUGCAAACAGUGGGCAUUGUUGUGAUAAUCUUUGCAUCUCUGAAGCUGCUGCACUUGCUUGGACUGAUAGACUUCUCCGAAGACAGCGUCGAAGAUGAAAUCGAAAUGGCCACUGUGCGACAUCGGCCAGAAGCCUUGGAACUGCUGGAAGCCCAGAGCAGAUUCACAAAGAAGGAACUUCAGAUUCUGUAUCGGGGGUUCAAAAACGAGUGCCCCAGUGGGAUUGUUAAUGAAGAGACCUUCAAAGAGAUUUACUCUCAGUUCUUCCCACAGGGAGAUUCUACAACGUAUGCACAUUUUCUGUUCAAUGCAUUUGACACAGAUCACAAUGGAUGUGUGAGUUUUGAGGAUUUCGUUAUGGGCCUUUCCAUUUUGCUCCGUGGGACAGUGCAGGAAAAACUCAACUGGGCUUUCAAUUUGUAUGAUAUAAACAAAGACGGCUGUAUAACAAAAGAGGAAAUGCUUGAUAUAAUGAAGGCCAUCUAUGAUAUGAUGGGGAAAUGCACGUACCCUGUUCUUCGGGAGGAUGCUCCAAAACAACAUGUGGAAUCGUUUUUCCAGAAAAUGGACAAGAACAAAGACGGUGUAGUUACCAUCGAUGAAUUCAUUGAAAGCUGCCAAAAAGAUGAAAACAUUAUGCGUUCCAUGCAACUCUUUGAAAAUAUAAUUUAACCUCAAGCAGCUCUCCCUUCAAUCAGUGGGCAACGUGAGCAAUUCUGCAGCAACCCGUCUCCCAAGGUUGCCGCGUAGGAAUCAAGACUUGUCAGCUUUGCACUGAGAUGCCUAUAAUGCAAAUAAGCUUUUGUUUAAUUAAAAGCCUACCUUUGGAGACUGUGUUUUUCCACUCGCCGAGGUGAAGCGAAGAAGUCAUUCAGCAAAUACUCUGGUAGUUGUUUUCCAAAUGUCAUUUGAGUCACAGAACAAUCCAAAGAAAACAGCAAUAGGGAAACCGCGUUUAUUGUCCUUCCAACUUGCACAGCGGAGGUCUUGGAGGGAUGGGAAGGGGGGGGGAGGGAAAGGCGAGCUUUUUGGUUACUAUGACUUUCCACAGCGUCAGCUCUUGAGUUCCACAGUCCCUGCUCUGGGAAACUCAUCCGAUGUCAUUCUCAGCGUGAGGGGGCACUUUUGACCGUUGCACUUCAAGGGGAAUCCAUCCAAGGGGCAGUUGGAGGCUUCGUGCAAUCUGUUAGGGGUCUCAGAUGCUGGCUUCCUAUGGGGCCACUGUGAGGAAUGGGGCAACCAACAUUGCUUCCAGGCUCUCCCCAUUGGGGGUGGUGGUAAAAAUACCUCUCUCCAUAAUGGACCGGCACAUGGAGUCUAGUCUAGCCUGAGAGGAAUUAUCAGAUUCCUUCAUUUUAAAUUCAAGAACUAUACUUUUUAUAACAGCUUUUCUUGUGCAAAAAAAAAGUAUUAUUUAACCACUGCCUAUGAUACAUUUAUUCCUUUGACAAAUUUACUGAGACAGUGAACAUCCAGGCGGUAAUUCAGAGAAAAGUUUGGGCUUCUCAGUCAAAGGUGGGAAUUAAUUGAUCCUGCCAGUUCUUGACUGGAAAUGAAGAUGGAAGUGAAAGCGAAGGCUGAUGAGGUAACCAGUAAGAGAGGCUCAGUCACACUCCCAGUGAGGUGCCUGCUCGAAACAUGGACCAGGUCACAAUUAUGACAAUUGAGUGUCAUUUAUAUGAAGGAUUUUUCUUCUCUGGUUCCAAGACCAAAGUAAGAUUGGAACUUUAUUAGCAUGACUACUUAGAAGGACCUGUAGAUUUUUCAGGAGCCACAAUUCCUACUAUUCACAGCGUGAAAAGCGGAGGGAGAGAGAGAGGGUUCUGUGAAGGACAGAAAAUUCGCAGAAAAAUGAUUUGAACAAAGAGUAAAUUUGCCACAGCCUUUAAAAGUCACCACGGAGAAAAAAAAUACAAGUGCACAAUAUGAGAGAGGGAGA
Molecule: messenger RNA, 1969 nt
Organism: Notechis scutatus (mainland tiger snake)
Lineage: Eukaryota; Metazoa; Chordata; Lepidosauria; Squamata; Elapidae
Gene: KCNIP4
Product: potassium voltage-gated channel interacting protein 4
Biological process (GO): regulation of potassium ion transmembrane transport
Cellular component (GO): voltage-gated potassium channel complex
Molecular function (GO): calcium ion binding; potassium channel regulator activity
Source: RefSeq, a predicted model, not a curated record